Molecule: messenger RNA, 2776 nt
Organism: Rana temporaria (common frog)
Lineage: Eukaryota; Metazoa; Chordata; Amphibia; Anura; Ranidae
Gene: PLPP3
Product: phospholipid phosphatase 3
Exons: 6
Coding region: 561-1484 (307 amino acids)
Biological process (GO): phospholipid metabolic process; canonical Wnt signaling pathway; phospholipid dephosphorylation
Molecular function (GO): phosphatidate phosphatase activity
Source: RefSeq, a predicted model, not a curated record
CCCUCAUACUGUUUAGGGUCAGCUUUCUCUCUCUCUCUCUCUGGAAAGAAAUGUGCAGUUAAUUAUCAUAUGUAUAAGUAAGUUUCAGGAAGGGGGCUGUGCUAGCCAAAUCCCAUCAGAGCCAAGAGCAAGGCAGUUUCUUAUAGGGGGUGGAAAGCAGACCCUGAAAAUAUAAGUGCAGAAGGAGAGCAGGAGUGCAGACUGAGCUCUCAGCACUUUUAUCAGCAGGACUGAGUGAGCCUUUUGUGGAACAGAGGCUGGGAUCUCUGGGAAUAAUAUCCCCCCUCCUUUCUCUCUCUCUCUCUCUGUGCAUUCACCAAAAAAGCCCAGGCAGAAAUCCCAUCCCCAAAGCCUGGAUCCUACACUGAAAAACUUGGAUCCACCUCUGGAGCAAGCUCUGUGACUUUACCCAAGGCUUGAAAUAAGGACUUUGUACCUAUAGGGAGGUGGUGGUGGGGGGGAACAAAGUCACAAGCUCCCUGUCUGCUUGCUGUCAUUGACUGUGUGCAAAUCUGGGCAGCCUGGAUCUAAAGAAAUUUGUCUCCAACUGCAACACCAGCAUGCAGAACUACAAAUAUGACAAGGCGAUGCCCCCCGAAAGCAGGAACGGGGGCAGCAACACUUUAAACAACAAUAAUGGCACUGGGAGCUGCAAGAGGAUUCUGCUUAUUUUUCUGGAUCUGUUCUGCCUUGUUGUAGCCUGUGCCCCAGCGGUGGUGACGAACUGCACCUCCCUUAUCCCGACCUACCAGAGGGGCUUUUUCUGCAGUGAUGGGAGCAUAGGACAUGAGUUUAUGAGAAGCACCAUACCGGUCCGACUGCUCCUUUCAGUUGGGCUUUUGGUGGCUUUGGUUACUAUCAUAGUCGGAGAGUUCUUCCGCAUCUACUACUUGAAGGAGAGGUCCUAUUCCUUCAUCCAGAAUCCCUACGUGGCCGCCUUGUACAAGCAGGUCGGCUGUUUCAUCUUUGGAUGCGCCAUCAGUCAGUCCUUCACAGACAUUGCCAAGGUGUCCAUUGGCCGCUUGAGACCCCACUUCCUGGCGGUCUGUAAUCCGGAUAUUACAAAGAUCAACUGUUCCUUGGGAUACAUUCAAGAUUACACAUGUACAGGCCCACCCAAUAAAGUCAUGGAAGCAAGGAAGUCGUUCUUCUCCGGCCACGCCUCCUUCUCCAUGUACACCAUGCUCUACCUGGUGUUUUACCUCCAGUCGCGGUUUACGUGGCGAGGAGCCCGCCUCCUGCGUCCUCUCCUGCAGUUCACGCUGCUGAUGAUGGCGUUCUACACGGGGCUGUCCCGGGUCUCGGACCACAAGCACCACCCCUCGGACGUGCUGGCGGGAUUCGUACAGGGAGCGCUGGUGGCGUACUGCAUAGUCUUUUUCGUCUCCGACCUUUUCAAGCCAUCAAAGAAGAGCUGCCCACCACCCCCUGUAAAGAAGGACACUCUGUCACCUGUGGACAUUAUCGACAGAAAUAUCGUAUAAAGAACCACAAAACAUACAAAAAAAAGAUCGUGAACAUAACUUCUGACGGUGAAUUCAACUACCUGCUGCUUUCAAAUCUCAUCAGACAGUAGAAUGUAGGGAAAGACUGUAUACCCAACCAAAAAAGAAAAUAAGAAAAAAAAAAUCUAACACAUUUUUUUUUUGUGUCUGCUAUGAGGCCUUUUUUCGAUUUGCAACGGCGCAUAACGUGGGUGAUUACCGACUAACAGAAAGCCAAGCAACGGCGGGACAUGGAGUUGGAAUUCCGGAUGUAGAACCCGAUCAUUAUCUUGUUCAUGUUUUAAUGAACAAUUAUCCUGUUCAUAAAUUUAUGAACGCUAAACUUUUUUUAUUUUUAUUUUUUUGUUUUUGUUUUUUAAAAGGGAGUCAACUAGAUCUACUAAGCUCAUAGAGAAGCCCACAAGUAACGAUAGCACUUUUUUUUUUUUUUUUUAAAGUAGAUAUAACACUGACCAUCGGGCCCAGGUCCCGAGAGUCACUGUGUCUGUUGUAUCUGUGUGGUUCGAGAGAGGUUGACAACACCAGAGGGAUCUCUGUGUGCAAAGAUCUGUACAUACCUAUAUAUAUAAAGGAAAAAAAUUUGCAUAAUUCACCAGUAAUUAAAAAAAAAAAAAAAACUAAAUCAGGCAUUCACACUAAGGAUUGCCAAGUUGGCGCCCUUUCUUCUGUGUAUCCUACUUAAGGCCACCAGAAAAAAAAAAGACUUUGCCGAAAAUUUGCCGAAAAAAGACUUUGCCGAAAAUUUGCCCAACGCAGCCCUUGUUCAAAGUUCUCUUGGAGAAGAAGAUUCCUUAUGGAAGACUGUCAAAGAGUUCUGUGUCUUUGCUUGAGACUUUUUUUUUUUUUUUUUAAGCACUAGUAACUUUGGGGUGGAUACCCAAACGUUCGAUAUUUCAUAGCAGUUUCAAGAGGUACCGCGGGACGGUCCUCACUCAAAAAAAAAUAAAAAAAAUCCCAAUUCAUUCUGUCCAGUUGCCAAUUUUUUCGUCUGGAGCGAGGUCCUUUAAAGCCAUUGCAUUUCACAACACUUAGCAUUAGAAGUCUACAGAAAAAAAAAAAAAACUCUUAGGCCUAGGUUGGCAAGGCCACCAUUGUGGAACAACGCGCAGCAAUCUACCAUAACGCAACAACUACGACAAUCGGUCGGACUAAUGACGGUGUGCUGUGGGUUAUACGGCACUUUAGCACGCAAAAAAAAAAAAAACGUUCCAAGCGUUCAGUCCAUCGGGAGGCAAGAGAAAGAAAAUCUGAGGCGUUCGAUAAAAACCUGU